AUGCCUGCUAAGCUUGCUAGAGGUGUUAUUUCGCUGAACCAAAAAUAUGUCUGCCUAUCCUGCCGCCUUCAGAACUUAUCACUUGCUGGAGGACGAACAACAAGAUAUCAACACACGGGGCCUACAGAGAACGAUGGCGCCGAUAAAACCCAAGAUCCUAAUCCAAAAGAUGUAAGGAAGUAUGACGAGGCCGCAUCAGGAUCGCGGAUCGGAGACAUAAUACGGAGUUUUAUGUUCAAGUCAGAUCCAAAUGACAAGGAAAACAAGGGCGACUCGAGAAUUGAGCCUCUGGGGAAGAGCAAGCAAUCGCCCCAUAUUCCUGAGGAUAUACCAUCCACAGCACCCCAGCCGAAGGACAGUGCAGAUGUAUUGCAGCGGAGUCUUCAGCAAAAGUUUGCAACGCAGCGGCGUAAAGACAUGCUUGUAAUGCAGGCCAGCCAAGCUUCGAAUGCAACAGCAGAGAAUAAAGAGGUGCCCGAACCUACCAGGCAAAGCCCGAAGAAGUCCUCCAAUCGAGCGGAGAGAUCUGAGCGGAGGCGGAACUCAAAGAAGGCGGCGCCUGGCAAGAAGGCUGUGAAGCGAUCGAAGCAAACGAAGCAAACGAAGCAAACGAAGCAAACGAAGCAAUCACAGGCCAAGCCAAAAGAAGUACCGCCGAUUGAAGUCGCGGAAAUCACAACGUUCACGGAACCUCAAACAGCCGAAGAACUGUCGACACUUAUCGAAGCAUCUGCUAGAAAAGGCCAAAAGACACUAGGAGCGGAAGGCAAGGAAGCCAGUGACAACGAUAGCAAAGGCAGCGUUCCAAGCGAGCAGACGGCGACUGCGCAGAAACUAGACGACAUACUGGACAUUUUAGAAUCCUCCAAGGGCCCAAAAAAACCAGAAAAGCAAGUCAAAGUGGCACGUAAGGUCAAACCCUCGUCGACAGACACCAAACGAAAGGCAGCAGUCGUAACGACACUAAACAAGCGUCAAAAGAGCGGACAAAGACCAGAUGUAGAUCCCGACAAGGCAGCAGCUAUGAUCUCGUCUUACAGUGACCAGCUUCUGGCACAUCUCAAGGCAAAUCCUGAAGAAACCUUGGGAUCAUUAUACCAAUUAAGGGACUCACUCGAGAGAAAAGUUGCCGGCAAUAGUCCCCUAAAUUCGUCUAUGGAAGCCCCUAUCGAACCCUCUAUCGAACAACCCAUCGAACCCUCUUUGAUAAAUCACGUCCGCCGGCCGGAAUCCACAAAACACCUGUCGUUUGCUAAGGAGAGCGUACCGACAUCUGACUCAAAGCUCUUUGCCAAAAAGUCUGAUGUUCCAAGCUUCACUUCUCUACGAGCUGCAAUGGGAAAAAAUUCCAGAAAAGUCAAGGGCGUGGACCUCGAUUCUUUCCAAAAUAUACCGAGUGAAAGGGUCAAAAAAGCUAGAGCUCCCCCUAAAUCAGCCCUCGGAAAGUCCCAAAAACCCAAGCCCCUCCCAAAAUCGCCUAUUGAGAAGGCCACUGCUUCAGACUUAGAGCUCUUGCCUAUCAAGGUGGAUCAGCCCCCUGUGCCAAGCCUAGCUUAUGGACUUGAACGGGUUCUUUUCAAUCCGGGUGUAUACCAUCUCCAGGACCCGAGGUCUCGAGUAUACAAUUUUGAUCCUUAUCUUCAAAAAAUCAUGCCAGUAUCAGAAUUCGAUUUCAAUGCACUGAAGGAAUACAUCACCUCUUCUAGAGACGAAUCGCUCAUGAAAAUCGCAAAAGAACAUGGGAAACGCUAUAUGGGGUCCACAUCUAGCAUGACUGAGGUCCUAGCACACUUCCACUUCCUUCUCUCCCAGUGGCGUCCUAUCAAUCCCUCCAUGCUUUCCAAAGCUUUCCCAGCAAACCUGACGAGCUUUACAGAAUUUCAGCGCACUCCUUCAGCCAUCUUCUUAAGGUGGAAGGAUGGCUCCUAUGCCAUUGAUGCCGACAAACAGUUUGCAAAUGCAAAUGUAUUAAGUAUGCUAGGCAAAUCGAUGGAGAAGUUUCUUACAUUAAGUACCGAUGAUUUUGAGCGCUAUCGCAAGUCUAAUCCGGGUCAAGUGACUAAAGACGAGCAAUUUGCCCCUGAGGCCUACCAUUAUUCGACCUUGGGUGACUUUUUGAUGCGUUCGCAGCUGGACGCCCAUGAUUCUCGCCUGCCUGGAACAGGCAUGUUUGAUUUGAAGACAAGAUCAGUGGUGUCCAUCCGGAUGGACGUGUCAAAUUACCAACAUGGGGUCGGUUACGAGAUCAAGAGCCGUCAGGGAGAGUGGGAGUCAUAUGAACGCGAAUACCACGACAUGAUCCGCGCUGCCUUCCUCAAGUAUUCUUUGCAAGUUAGGAUGGGUAGGAUGGAUGGCAUCUUUGUUGCGUUCCACAAUAUCGAGAGGAUCUUUGGCUUUCAAUAUGUCAGUCUACCAGAGAUGGAUUCGACACUACACGGGCAGUGGGAUACAUCUAUUGGAGAUCAAGAGUUCAGGUUAAGCUUGGACCUCAUGAACAAGGUUUUGGAUCGGGCUACGAAGAAGUACCCUGAAACAUCUCUCCGAAUCCAUUUCGAAACCAGAGACGCACAAACUCCCUUUAUGUAUAUUUUUGCGGAACCAGUGACCGAGGAGCAAGUGUCAGAGAUACAGUCUCAAAACAACGCGAAAAUUCAAGAAUUUGAGCGCAACAUUCUCGGCUUGAUUCACGGAAGCGAUUCCGAAACGGAUGACACCCAAGAAGAUGAUUCUAAAUGGGAGAAUAUACAGGCCGAUGUGCAGGAAGCUAUGGACAAGGAUGAGCUGUCUAUUGAUGAACCCGGCCAAGAUCACGAAGCAAUCGACAAGGAUGCAGAGGGAAUUGAAUCAACCCCUAACCGACCGGAGGUGUUCGAACAAGGUCCCUUGUACGAUAGUAAGAGUCGCCUCGGCGCAGAUGAUGAUGCGACUGCAGCACCAGCUGGAAGCGAAGAAAACGAUGGCGAUAAUGGAGAUGACGACGACGUUGACGGUGAAGAAGAGCGCGAAGAGCAAGAGCAAGAGGAAGAGGAAGAGGAACAGGAACAGGAAGAGGAAGAGGAAGAGGAAGAGGAAGAGGAACAGGAAGAGGAAGAGGAACAGGAAGAGGAAGAGGAACAGGAAGAGGAAAAGGAGGACGGAGAUGGGGACACCGAUGAAGACAGGGAAGUUGAGGACAAUAGACAGCAGGAAGGGCUUGAAGAGUUUCUAGAAGACAAAGCGGAUAUCAAAGCCAACGAUGCACUUGAAGCGAAGCGCGAGGUCGGCGUAGAUUGCGCAGAACACAAUGAUAUUGCGUCAAGCGAGAAUCAUCCAGUCGAGGUUCAAAAUGACGCCACUUUGCAGACAAAGGGGCGCCAUGAAUAUGAUACGGCAGGCGCUACGUCCAGGCAAGAAAGCGCUGACGAAGCGACAGCGUUAACGAACGGCAAGGAUGAUACCAGUCUUUCGCCUGACACGAAGCCCAGCAGUAUUGCGGACGAAGAAAGCCAGCAGGAGUAUCAAACCCAGGCUGACCACGGCUUCCUGGACUCCGUCGACCAACAAUUUGGCCGAGCAGACACUAAUGCGAAAUCAUCCUCUUUGGAAGACAUCCUCGCCAUGACUCUCACCCUCCGUAACAAAGUGAACGGCAAAUAUGUCCUACGACCCGAAAAGAUGACCGCGGCAGACGAGUGGUCCAUCGAAUAUUCCUUGCUUGAAGUAUCAGAACAGCGUAGAGCGAGGCUGCUCUAUGAGGCAUGCAAAAGGCGCAGGAGCAAGAAGCACGAAGCGGUGUUGGUGCCAUCGGAUGCGGAGGUCAUCAGCAAUUACGUUCAAAGGUUAAGGGAGAUGAGUGCGAAGGGAAGGGCGUGGAGGAAGGAGCAGGAUAAGAAGGAUGGGAAGCGGCCGCUGCAGGUGCUGUGA
Letharia columbiana is the source of this 3903-nucleotide messenger RNA. RefSeq lists its product as uncharacterized. The record is from RefSeq and is a predicted model, not a curated record. Lineage: Eukaryota; Fungi; Ascomycota; Lecanoromycetes; Lecanorales; Parmeliaceae. Gene Ontology annotation, cellular component: mitochondrion; mitochondrial envelope. Gene Ontology annotation, biological process: mitochondrial RNA 5'-end processing. The transcript has 6 exons. The coding region runs from base 1 to 3903 and encodes 1300 amino acids.